Messenger RNA from Entamoeba invadens IP1, 2691 nucleotides. RefSeq lists its product as hypothetical. The record is from RefSeq and is a predicted model, not a curated record. The transcript has 2 exons. Bases 1 to 2691 code for a protein of 896 amino acids. NCBI's taxonomy places the organism in Eukaryota, Evosea, Mastigamoebida, Endamoebidae.
AUGAUGGCUUUGCUCUUGGCUUUCAUUUCUUUUGCGUUCUCGACAAACUACAAAUGUACUGAUGCCUCGAGUUUUAAUCCACCCAAUUUCCAGAACUUAGUCACAUUCUCUGAAAGUAUAACGGACUCUCAAGUGGUCAUAGGGACUGGUGCGCCCACAACAGUCAAAGGAUUCUAUUACAAAUUCACUGCUACCGACGAGUUGGACAGUGUCAUUUUUAACUCGAAUUCAUGCGACAAAUUAACUCAAGUCACUCAUGAGAUUUACGUGUUUGGGUCAUGUUCGACAACCGGAGUUGCUGAAAAUUACAUUGCACGCUCAGGCAUUGAAGAGACAUGUGACUAUAAUGUCACUGAUAUCCCAACAGUCAACUUUAAGGUCGAGACGGGGAAGACGUAUUAUAUCCUUCUUAAACGAUUGGUUGACGGAGAUGCUCAGUUCCAUGUAUCAAAGUCAACUUUGGACACUUCUAAUACCGAUUGUGACAAAGCAAAACCUAUUACCUCUCUUCCUUACAUCGAAGAAAGUGUUUUAACAAAUCAAAACGAAAAGGUUAAACCCCAGUGUUUCAAAUCAGCGACAACUACUUAUUGGUACUCACUCAUUGGAGACGGAAAGGAUAUUGUUGUUUACACGUGUGGUGUGUAUACCAAUUUUGAUACAAAAAUCGUUUUGAUUGAUACCCCGUCAAAUGGAGGAAUUUGCACUGACGCCGAAUGCCUUAAAAUGGCCGACGACGGAUGUAGUAAAACUUCAACCUCUUCCAUUAUGGCAUUCACUUCGGAAUUGGGAAAGACGUAUUACAUCGGUGUCUACGGCAAUUUAGCAAAAGAGGGACAAUUCAAAUUGCAAGUCGAGCAUUUGGAAGACGAAAUUCCCGCAACAUGUGGUAGAGCAAUACCAAUUAAAACACUUCCAUUCACACGACAAGUCACAGUGACAAAUGUUUGGCCACCAGUGGAAGGUUCUUGUUAUGGAACUAGUGAACCUGUGAAAGGCAUAUACUUUACAUUCACUGGUGAGAACAAAGACUACGUCUUUUCCACUUGCAAGUCAAUCACCGAAGACUUGGAAACUAUUGGAGUUUCUAUUGAAGCAAUCAAAGACUGCACUUCUAUGGAGUGUGCUAUUCAAGACGGAGAAUAUGGGGAGUGCGGCGAUAACAACUUCUUAGUCAAACACAUCAACAAAGGGGAGACGUUCACUUUCUUUGCUUACUGCAACGACGGCGAGUGUAAAAUGAACAUCGACGUGUAUGAAAAGACAGCGGACCACUCUGUCUGUGAACACGCCAUGGAACUGGUUAACACCGAGUACUUCGGAGAGAAAAUUUCGAUUGCCAAUCAACAACUCUCUGUCCAUGGAUGCAACUCAGAGGCGAAACAAGACCGAGGGACUUGGUACUCACUUACUAAAAAUGUUAUUAACCAAGUCGAGCAUUUCACUAUAUUAGCCAUGGACAUGUUAAAUUCACGAGUUAAUUAUAUCGAGUUUCCGCGCAAAUGUGGAUUGAUUCAAUGCGACGGAGUUGCUCAGGGGAGUUUCACGGUGUCAUUGACAACAUCAAACCCUCGCUUGAUAUACAUCUACCCAUAUUCUUCAACAAGUAAGUUCAUGAACAUUCAAUUUAUUAAAGAGGACGUCCUCGCAAUCGACGAGUGUCCUUCAGCAAUGCCAAUCACCUUGCCGUUCACUGCUUUACACACCUUUAACUCAAAGAAGACAACCACAUUCUGUAGAGGACUUUCGUACGCGGCAAAUUAUUAUAGAUUCACAUCAGAAAAGGGGUUGGACGUCGACAUCUCGACUUGCUUCCCAAGAACUUUGGUGAACACGGGUCUUGAGAUGACUUCCGGAUGUGCUGGAGAGCCGACCACAAUGUGUGUGAAAGAAGUUGCAGAUAGUCCAGGCUGCACUUAUAAUGCCGCGCAAAUGCAAGCGCACACCAGUAUUGGAUCCGAUUAUGUUGUUACUGUGUACAAUGAGGGCAUUGACACUUCUUCGCUCCGACAAUACCGUCUUGCGGUAUUCACAACCGAAGUCCCAGAAAAUUCGAUAUGCACUCGAGCGACCCCAAUUAUAAUUGAUGAAGGGUUUGUGUCGUACACUGUACUGAAUAAGUACUCGCGCACUUCGGACUUUGGCGACUUUGGGACGACCAAAGGUAACUACUUCUCUGUGAUGUACAAGAAGGAUAUAACGAUCACCGUUAGAACGUGCUCAAGCUACACAACCAUGAAAACAAAUAUCGUGACAGCCACAAAAUGUAGUUUAUCAGGCACGGCCGAAGCGCCUAUUUCGAUGUUAGAUGACUUCACUAGCAUUGCCACAAGUUCGAUCAUUGGAUGUGAUAUCUAUGGUACGAUGUUGGACGUGAACGUCACCGCAAAUGAAAUGGUAUACAUCUUCAUAGGUCCCGAGAAUUUCGCUGAUGAAGGGUUUAUUGGUGUCGACUUCUUCAUUCCUGAGCCAGAACCCGAUCCAGAAACAUCGUCUGGAACUGAGCCAAGUCACAGUUCUGAGAGUUCUAUCGAUUCGAAAGACAACAAUAACGACAGUGAUACUCCAGUCGCAUGGAUUGUUGUUGGUGUUUUGACUUUCAUAUUGUUCUUGGUCAUCAUUGGAGGUGCGAUGGGUGCUGUUUUGUUCAUGUACUACAAGAAGAAGAGUGGCUACAGUAACUUGGCUUGA